AUGGCCGAAUUUUUAGCCUCAAUCUACCGCAUCGAGAACGACAAAGUCGAUUGUCCCUUGUACGAGAAAACUGGAGUCUGUCGGCACGGAGACCGCUGUUCCCAUAUUCACAACAAGCCAACGAGUUCCCAAACUUGUAUUUUGCGAAACCUAUACGAAAAUCCGCAAAAUUCAGCGAAAUCUUCCGAAGGAAACCAAGAACACUUCGAUAAUUUUUUCGAGGACGUUUUCGUAGAGUGCGAAUAUAAGUACGGAGAGAUCGAAGAGAUGAAUGUUUGUGGUAACCUGGGAGAUCAUCUCAGAGGUAAUGUUUAUAUCAAAUUUCGACGCGAAGAAGAUGCAGAGAAGGCCGUUAACGAUUUGAAUAAUAGUCGGUUUGGAGGACGGAUUAUCCAGGCCGAGCUGUGUCCUGUGAUUGAUGUCAGGGAAGCGUGCUGUCGUCACUACGAGAUGGGCAGAUGUAAUCGUCCCAGGCUUUGUAAUUUUAUGCACUUGAAGCCCAUUUCACGUGACCUGGGAAGAUUUUUAUAUACGGGUAGGCGACGACACCGACGUCGCAAUCGAUCUUCUGGAACGGAGUGGUCGACUUCAACUAUUUCUAUCGAAGUUCCACACAAUAUCUAG
Messenger RNA from Zophobas morio, 624 nucleotides. Its product is annotated as splicing factor U2af 38 kDa subunit-like. NCBI's taxonomy places the organism in Eukaryota, Metazoa, Arthropoda, Insecta, Coleoptera, Tenebrionidae. Gene Ontology annotation, cellular component: U2AF complex; spliceosomal complex. Gene Ontology annotation, molecular function: pre-mRNA 3'-splice site binding; metal ion binding. The coding region runs from base 1 to 624 and encodes 207 amino acids. Gene Ontology annotation, biological process: mRNA splicing, via spliceosome. The record is from RefSeq and is a predicted model, not a curated record. The transcript has 2 exons.